AUGGCGAAAGGGUGGUCUUACCUCCAGGUGGAGAGCAAUGAGCGUGUGCGUGAUGACUUACAAGCCUAUGCAGCCGGGGCGUUGGAAGCUCACCUGACACGUCGACGAAUGGAAGAGCACUGGGCGAAUAUUUUCUCAAGUUACUGCACCAACCAAGCAGAGUAUUGCCGCAAGCUUGAAGACUUCGCCAUGCAGAACAUCAACUACACACGCGAGCAGCAGCAUCAACUUAGGCACAAGGAUCCAUUCUGGAAUAUGAUUGUUGGUGACUUCGACGAUUUGUACAUCGCUCAUGAUACCUGGUUCGUCUACCGCGGAAUGUUGCGUGUACAGAAGAAGUACAUUUUUCCAUGGCAUCGUACUUCGUCGGAGACUACACCGG
Dermacentor silvarum is the source of this 382-nucleotide messenger RNA. Its product is annotated as putative phospholipase B-like 2. Gene Ontology annotation, biological process: phospholipid catabolic process. Gene Ontology annotation, cellular component: extracellular region. Gene Ontology annotation, molecular function: glycerophospholipase activity. The transcript has 3 exons. Lineage: Eukaryota; Metazoa; Arthropoda; Arachnida; Ixodida; Ixodidae. The record is from RefSeq and is a predicted model, not a curated record. The annotation marks the transcript as partial.